AUGAACAGAAUCAUCCAUCUACUGAAAAACUGUACCUCCGCCUCUCACAUCGACCAGAUCCAAGCUCAACUCAUCCAUCACCAUCGCCACCUCUAUCUCAACAUUACCGUAGCCCACUACUUCAUCGCUGCCUGCAAAUCCUUUUCCCUCUUAACCUCGGCUUACCUCCUUUACACCCGUCACCUCGAUUUCAAACCCCGCGUCUGCAUAUGCAACACCCUCAUCAAAGCAUUAACGCCUCAUGCUUCAAUAUCAUUCUACGCCCACAUGAACCGCAACUCCAUUUAUCCCAACAGCUACACCUUCCCUCUUGUCCUUAAAUCCUCUCCGACCUUAAAGACACCUUAA
Lactuca virosa is the source of this 348-nucleotide messenger RNA. The record is from the annotation of a GenBank genome assembly. Lineage: Eukaryota; Viridiplantae; Streptophyta; Magnoliopsida; Asterales; Asteraceae.